AUAGGGAGGAAACCGGUCCUUCGGCCCACCGAGUCCAUGCCGACCAACGAUCCCCGUACACUAACACUAUCCUACACACACUCGGGACAAUUUAUAAUUUUUAAUGAAGCCAAUUAAUCUACAAACCUGGACGUCUUUGGAGUGUGGGAGGAAACUAGAGCACCCGUACAAAACCCACGCAGGUCACGGGGACAACGUACAAUCUCCGUACAGACAGCACCCGUAGUCAGGAUCAAACCCGGGUCUCUGGCCGCUGUGAGGCGGCAACUCUACCGCUGCGCCACCGCGCCACACUACCUUUUGUUUAGUUUAGAGUUUAGAGGCACAGCGUAGAAACGUGCCCACCGAGUCCACAGUGACCAGCGAUCCCUGCACACUAACACUAUCUCACACUUUUUCUCACAGACCUAGGUGUCAUGGUACACCAGUCAUUGAAAGUAGGAAUGCAGGUGCAGCAGGCAGUGAAGAAAGCAAAUGGUAUGUUAGCAUUCAUUGCAAAAGGAUUUGAGUAUAAGAGCAGGGAGGUUCUACUGCAGUUAUACAGGGUCUUGGUGAGACCACAACUGGAGUAUUGCGUACAGUUUUGGUCUCCUAAUCUGAGGAAAGACAUUCUUGCCAUAGAGGGAGUACAGAGAAGGUUCACCAGACUGAUUCCUGGGAUGUCAGGACUUUCAUAUGAAGAAAGACUGGAUAGACUCGGCUUGUAAACGCUAGAAUUUAGAAGAUUGAGGGGGGAUCUUAUAGAAACUUACAAAAUUCUGAAGAAGGGUUUCGGCCCGAAACGUCGCCUAUUUCCUUCGCUCCAUAGAUGCUGCUGCACCCGCUGAGUUUCUCCAGCAAUUUUGUAUACCCUCGAUCUUCCAGCAUCUGCAGUUCCUUCCUGAACAAAGGUCUGAAGGGGUUGGACAGGCUAGAUGCAGGAAGAUUAUUCCCGAUGUUGGGGAAGUUCAGAACUAGGGGGUCACAGUUUAAGGAUAAGAGGGAAAUCUUUUAGGACCGAGAUGAGAAAAUCAUUUUUUACACAGAGAGUGAUGAAUCUGUGGAAUUCUCUGCCACAGAAGGUAGUUGAGGCCAGUUCAUUGGCUAUAUUUAAGAGGGAGUUAGAUGUGGCCCUUGUGGCUAAAGGGAUCAGGGGGUAUGGAGAGAAGACAGGGAUGGGAUACUGAGUUGGAUGAUCAGCCAUGAUCAUAUCGAAUGGCGGUGCAGGCUCGAAGGGCCGAAUGGCCUACUCCUGCACCUAUUUUCUAUGUUUCUAUGUCUAUGUUUCUAUGGUGAGUCUGUGGAAUUCUCUGCAUCAGAGGGUGGUGGAGGCAGGUUCUCUGGAUGCUUUCAAGAGAGAGUUAGAUAGGGCUCUUAAAAAUAACGGUCAGGGGAUAUGGGGAGAAGGCAGGAACGGGGUACUGAUUGGGGAUGAUCAGCCAUGAUCACAUUGAAUGGCGGUGCUGGCUCGAAGAGCCAAAUGGCCUACUCCUGCACCUUUCUUCUAUUGUCUAUCCUACACACGCUAGGGACAGUUUACAAUUAUUCCGAAGCCAAUUGACCUACAAACCCGCACGUCUUUGAGAAAACUUGACCAAAUGUCAUUCAUUCAUUCAUUCAACCUUUCUUUUUCAUUUUGAAUUUGCCGUUUGAAAUUGUUUGCAGGUAUGAUCAUCUUAAAGAAGAUGAACGACUCAGGGUUUGACUUCCAGAACAUUCCGCCGGUGUCGUUGCGCUUGUCGGACGAGACCACCACGGCGAGAUUGUGCACAGGCCUCACGGAGGGGAUUGAGGACGAGUUUAAGAGCCUGGUGGAAGUGUUCCUGGUGGAGGUUUACUGCUGCAAGAUUUGUGCCUUCACCAGCAGCCUGAAGGUGAAGAUGAACUCCCACAUGGAAGGUCUUCACAGGCGCAAGGCCGGAGAUGGGGGUUCCAAGAUGGCGGGGGCGAAUGGAGGCGGCGAGGAAGGGGAUGUGUCGUACGUCCCUGAGCUGGAGAUGGAGUCCAAGGCAAACGUUGGGGAGGACAGCAUGGGGGACAACUUGGAGAGGAUGUCCUUCCUCCUUCCCAUGUACGGGAUGCUCCACAACAUCAGCCCCGUCUCCUGCGAGCUGGCAGCUCGGGGCGAUUGCCUGCACGCCCCAGAGCCGUCGUUCGAGGGAGAGACGGCGGAGGAGGCCGGGGACGAGGCCCAGUCCGAGCACCUCAUGUCGCUGGGCCUCUGCCGCAUCUCUGGCGGCGGCGGCGGCAGCAGGGUCGAGUCGACCGGUCCGGGGAACGCCGGUGGCGACCAUCGCAGGAAGCUCGGGAAGAAGAGACGGGGCGAGGCGGGGACCCGGAGCAGAGGCGGCCGCUACCUCUGCCGCUCGUGUGAGCUGGAGCUGGGGUCCAAGACCACCUACAACCUCCACAUGGACUGCCACGACGAGGCGGGGUCCUUCAGGUGCGUCCACUGCCCCUGGCUGGCCUCGGAGUGGCUGGCGAUGCAGAGGCACCUGGAUACCCACGGUGCCCAGAGAUGGCCAUACCGCUGCCCUACCUGCAGCAAAGUAUUCACCAGGCACAGCUCCUGGAAGUCGCACCAGCUCACCCACACGCACCAGGCCGCCCCUUACCACUGCCCAAAGUGCCCGGCCUUCUACCCCUCAGAGCUGCUGAGAGAUUCACAUGCUGCCUGCCAUGCUGAGGGAGCUUUCAAGUGCACACAGUGCGACUUCACAGAUGAAUCAUGGAGUGUAGUUGACGCUCAUCUCUGCAGCCAUGACAGCAGUUUGAAGACACACAUGUGCCUGGAGUCUGGUCAGAGCUUCCUCAGAGGGGCUGCACUGAAGGACCAGGAGUCAGAGCACAAAGACAGUCUGCUCUUUCCCUGCCAUUUCUGCGGACAGGCCUACAAGAGUAGACGGCAGAGGAAUAAGCACCAUCGCCAAGUCCAUCGGAAGGUUCCGGAACGGAGGAGAGUGAAGGAAAACAACCCGGCCAGUGGAAGGCGCGAGGAGAAAGGGCCUCGUGCGAAGGAAAGGAAAGUAGGCAAAGGAUUUUCCUGCAGCAUUUGCACCAGGCGAUGCUCCUCGAAGCUGGCCCUCCAACGACACAUGGGCACGCACACGGGCAUCAAACCAUUUCACUGCCAGCACUGCGAUUACAAAACCAGACUCAAAGCAUCUCUGGUCCAGCACAUGAGAGUCCAUACAGCAUCCAGAAGAAGAGCCUGGACCUCCACGUGCGCCGGCAUCACACGGGCGAGAGAUUCGGCUGCGGCUCCUGCGACUACUCCUCCGCGGACAAGCAGCUGCUGCACAAGCACCUGCGCAAACACCAGUAGGAGCCGGGAGAGUCGGCGAGGAGCGACACGGCCGGCUCACGACAGCCGAGAGCUUCACAGCCGAGGCUGCAGUCACAUCUCCUGGCCUCCUGCAGUCCGUCUCAUCUCAUGCUGCCUGCCCCACUGAGUUACUCCAGCAUUUGGUGCCGAUACAUGAUUACAAUCGAGCUGUCCACAGUUUACUUUGUCCACAGGGUCUCGACCCGAAACGUCACCCAUUCAAUAGACAAUAGAUGCAGCAGUAGGCCAUUCGGCCCUUUCGAGCCAGCACCGCCAUUCAAUGUGAUCAUGGCUGAUCAUCCACAAUCAAUACCCCGUUCCUGCCUUCUCCCCACAUCCCCUGACUCCACUAUCUUUAACUCUAUCUAGCUCUCUCUUGAAAGUAGCCAGAGAACCUGCCUCCACCGCCCUCUGAUUGAACUUGAGAACUUAUGAACUAUACACACCGUCCACAGUUUAGUUUCGUGUAGUUUAUUAUCACGAGGUACCGAACAGUAAUGUUGCUGCCUUACGGCGCCAGAGACAGCACACUGCAAAGACGUAGAGGUUUGUAGGCUAAUUGGCUUCUGUAAAUUGUCCCCGGUCUGUGGUAUAGCAGGGAUUGAUGGCAGAAGGCAAAGAGUGGCAAUAAAGGGAGCCUUUUCAGAUUGGCUGCCGGUGACUAGCGGAGUUCCGCAGGGCUCGGUGCUGGGGCCACUUCUCUUCAUGUUGUAUAUUAAUGAUUUGGACGAGGGGAUCGAAGGCUUUGUGGCCGAGUUUGCGGAUGAUACGAAAACUGGUGGAGGGGCAGGUAGUGCAGAGAAAACAUGGACGCUGCAGAAGGACUUGGACAGUUUGGGAGAGUGGGCAGAGAAGUGGCAGAUGGAAUAUAAUGUAGCAAAGUGUGGAGUCGUGCAUUGUGGUAGUUGGAAAAAAGGCGUAGACUAUUUUCUAAAUGGGGAGAGAUUCCAGAAAUCGGAGGAGUAAAGGGACUUUGGAGUGCUGGUGCAGGAUUCCCAAAGUUAAUCUGCAAGUCUAAUUGGUCGUGAAGAAAGCAAACUCAAUGCUAGCAUUUAUUUCGAGAGGACUUGUAUACAAAAACGGGGAUGUAAUGCUGAGGCUCUAUAAGGCACUGGUCAUGCCGCAUUUGGCAUAUUGUGGGCAAUUUUGUGCACCGUAUCUUUAGGUUUUAGUUUAGUUUAGAGAUACAGCGCGAAAACAGGCCCUUCGGCCCACCUAGUCCGCGUCGACCAGCACAUUAACACAAGCUUACACACACUAAGGACAAGUUACACUUUUACCAAGUAUACGAGCCUAUUAACCUAUAAACCUGUAUAUCUUUGGAGUGUGGGAGGAAACUGAAGAUCUUGGAGAAAACCCACGUGGUCACGGGAAGAACGUACAAACUCCAUACAGACAGCACCCGUAGUCAGGAUCGAACCUAGAUCUCUGGCGCGGCAAGCGCUGUGAGGCAGCAACUCUACUGCUGCGCCACCGUGCCUCUGAGGAAGGAUGUGCCCGCUCUAGAGAGGGUCCAGAAGAGAUUUAAAAAUAUGAUCCCAGGAAUGAGUGGGUUAACCUAUGAUGAGCGUUUGUCAGCACUGGGCCUGCACUCGCUGGGGUUUAGAAGAAUGAAGGGGGGGACCUCAUUGAAACCUACAGAAUAGUGAAAGGCUUAAAUCGAGUGGAUGUGAAGAGGAUGUUUCCACUAAUGGGAGAGUCUGAGACUAGAGGUCACAGCCUCAGAAUUAAAGGAUUUUCUUUUAGGGAGGAGAUGAGGAUGAAUUUAUUUAGUCAGAGGGUGGUGAAUCUGUGGGAUUCUUUGCCACAGACGGCUGUGGAGGCCAAGUCAGUGGAUUUUUAAGACAAAGAUUCUGCUCCUGUCACGUAUGAUCUUAUGAUAGUGCUAAUGUGCGGGGUGAUCGCUGGUCGACGUGGACUCAGUGGACAGGGGGACUGAAGGCCUGGAUAGCUUGGAACAGUAAAGCUUUUCACUGCACUGUGGUAAAUAUGACAAUAAUAAAAUAAUCGUUGAGGUGUAA
Leucoraja erinaceus (little skate) is the source of this 5325-nucleotide messenger RNA. Its product is annotated as oocyte zinc finger protein XlCOF6. Gene Ontology annotation, molecular function: DNA-binding transcription factor activity, RNA polymerase II-specific; RNA polymerase II cis-regulatory region sequence-specific DNA binding. The record is from RefSeq and is a predicted model, not a curated record. Gene Ontology annotation, biological process: regulation of transcription by RNA polymerase II. Gene Ontology annotation, cellular component: nucleus. Bases 1647 to 3431 code for a protein of 594 amino acids. The transcript is spliced from 5 exons. NCBI's taxonomy places the organism in Eukaryota, Metazoa, Chordata, Chondrichthyes, Rajiformes, Rajidae.